Molecule: messenger RNA, 2840 nt
Organism: Thalassophryne amazonica
Lineage: Eukaryota; Metazoa; Chordata; Actinopteri; Batrachoidiformes; Batrachoididae
Product: E3 ubiquitin-protein ligase TRIM39-like
Exons: 9
Coding region: 480-2120 (546 amino acids)
Molecular function (GO): zinc ion binding; protein binding
Source: RefSeq, a predicted model, not a curated record
AUAGCACCAUGUAAACAGCAGAAACACUCUGCGCUGAAAUUUUGACUCAGUUUUCUGUGGUUUUACAGGUCAGUAUGACAGAGUUUUAUAAAUGUCGAUAUAUCACAUGGGCUUAUGUAACAACUGCAGCUAUUGUAAACAGUGAUACUUUUACCAGGUUGAUCCCUCUUCCUUGUCAACCUGUGCACCUGGUUUGGGUAUGGGUGCAAAAUCCAGGGAACACCUGAAGUUAGCGUUCCCCCUCUUUGGGGAAUAAUCAUAUUGAACAAUAAAUGGGAAAAAGAGGUAUAGAAAACAGGGAUGAGGUAAUGUUUUGGACAGGAAGAGGACCAGAGUGUGUGCCAACUUUACCCAGGAGGGGGGACAGUAAACUGUCAACAUCCCACCGCUGAGAGACCAUCUGUGGGCUGCAUUAUGUAUUAAGAAUCAUUCAUAGAGUAGCUCAGUCACCUGGAACAAACCUCUUCCUCACAGCUAAAAUGUCAUCCUCAGCCAGCAUGUUAUCAGAGAAACCGUUCCAGUGCUCCAUCUGCCUGCACGUGUUCACCGACCCGGUCACCACGCCAUGUGGACACAACUUCUGCCAGUCUUGCCUCAGGGGCGUGUGGGACGACAGUCACGUCUGCCACUGCCCCACCUGUGAAAAAUCAUUCACUCCCCGGCCUGAAAUAAGCAUCAACACGGCUUUCAAAGAGCUGGCGGACAUGUUCAGAAAGGCGUCCGUCACAUUAUCAGCUCCGCCGCCGUCUCCAGCCAAACCCGGCGAGGUUGUGUGCGACGUCUGUGCCGGGACAGGGCUGCAGCUGAAGGCCAUGAAGUCGUGCCUGGUGUGCCUGACCUCGUACUGUGAAGCCCACCUGGACCCUCACCACAGGACCUCCACCCUGAAGCUGCACAAGCUGAUUGAACCCGUGAACAACCUGCAAGACCGGAUGUGCACGAAGCACGGCAAGCUGCUGUCGAUGUUCUGCAGGUUGGAGCAGACGUGCGUGUGUCAGUUCUGUGCAGAGACGCAGCACAAAGAUCACCAACUGGUUACAAUAGAAGAAGAGAGCGCAGAGAUAAAGGCUAAAAUGAAAGACACUGAAGCUGAAUUUCAGCAAAUGAUCGAGGAGCGUCUGAAGAAAGUGGAGGAGAUGAAAGAGUCGAUGCAGCUGAGCAGAGUGAGCAGAGAGGAGGAGAUGCAGAAGAGCGAGCGUCUGUUUACAUCGUUGAUUCAUGCCGUCCAGGGGAGACAGGCUGAAGUGCAGAAGGAGAUUAAGGAGAAGCAGGAGGCUGCAGAGAGGAGGUCAGAGGAGCUGAUCGGAGAGCUGGAGCUGGAACUCUCAGCACUUCAGAGGAGAAACUCUGAGCUGGAUCAGCUGAAGAACAGUGACGACCACCUUUACGUCUUACAGAGGGUCCCUUCUGUGACCUCACUGCCUCCCAGCAGAGAGUGGGCUGAGAUCAAAAUCUAUUCUGACCUCUGUACUGGCACAGUGAGGACCGCGCUGUCACAACUGGAUGAUACCCUGAAGAAGGAACUGGACAGUGUGAAGACAGAUGAGCUGAAGAGGUUGAAGAAAUAUGUAGUGGAUAUUGUUUUAGACCCGGACACCGCCCAUCCAAACAUUGACCUGUCACCUGAUGGUAAGCAGGCGGGUCGUGGCGAGCUGAUGCGAAUCAUCCCUGACAUCCCCCAACGCUUUAACCCUGUCAUCUGCGUUCUCGGCAAGAGGGGCUUCCUGACUGGGAGGAUCUACUUCGAGGUUUCAGUUGGGACAAAGACCUACUGGGACAUUGGGGUCGUCAGAGAGUCUGUCAACAGAAAAGGGAGGAUCACCUCCACCCCAGAAAAUGGCUACUGGACGGUGAGACUCAGGAAUGGGGAAGAAUACCGUGCUCUGGACUCCCCCUCAGUUCCUCUUGCCCUCAAAGAGAGGCCGCUGACUGUUGGAGUGUUUAUGGAUUACGAAGGGGGGACAGUGUCGUUUUUUAACGUAGAAGCCAGUUCUCACAUCUACACCUACGAUGGAUAUUCAUUUACCGAGAGGAUGUUCCCCUUCUUCAGCCCCGGUGUUUGUGAUGAAGGGAAGAACACGGCACCAUUAGUCAUCCUGCCUGUCAAUCAGGACAUGUAGGCUCUGGAUUGAAGCCUUGAAUCUAUUUUCAUGCUGUGUGGGUGAUUGUCCUUUAAAUAGUUUAUGUUUGUAGAAGCAACCGCACUUACAAUAUGAUGCUUUCAAAGCAAAGUGUGAAAUACAUCAUUAUCACGUGUCUGUGGUUUUGAUUGUUGUUUCUGGGUUAUGUCAAGUUUGUAUGUCAGUUAUCUUUCUCAGAUUUUUCCAGUUUUUCUGUCAAAAUCCCUCCUUGAUUUACCCUGAUUUAAAUAUUUUGGAGGGCACAGCUAUGUCAGUUUUUCUGUGAAUAAUUAUAUCCUCAUAUCGCUGAGAUAAUUUGGCGUAUGGAUAUUGCUAACCAGUGUAUUAUUCACCAUGUAGGUAUUAUGUUGCCAACAUAAUACCUACAUGUUUUUUCAAAGCUGAUAUUACAAGAUCUGUCAGAAAUUUCACAACCCUAACAUCGUUGGACAAAGUGUGUUCAUUUACUUAAACAUGAACCAUUUGCGUAAAGGCAAGAGCAUGACCAUGAGCUUCAGUAAUGACCAAAUGUGCUUCUUCAUGCGUGACUUGAAGAGCCAAUCUGUUUUUUUUUUCUGAAACAGUGUUGCAUCAUUGUAAUGUUUAACCACCAAAAACUAAAAUGCAAAAGUGUGACCUUGAGCCUCAACAGCAAUUAAUGUAUCCAAAGGUGUUUAUAUUGUAUUUAAGACCACUAUUUGCACCAUGAGUCUGUUUUCC